Messenger RNA from Monopterus albus (swamp eel), 3588 nucleotides. It is a transcript of the gene boc, whose product is annotated as BOC cell adhesion associated, oncogene regulated. The transcript has 18 exons. Gene Ontology annotation, molecular function: protein binding. NCBI's taxonomy places the organism in Eukaryota, Metazoa, Chordata, Actinopteri, Synbranchiformes, Synbranchidae. Gene Ontology annotation, cellular component: axon. The record is from RefSeq and is a predicted model, not a curated record. Gene Ontology annotation, biological process: nervous system development; cell-cell adhesion; axon guidance. Bases 250 to 3399 code for a protein of 1049 amino acids.
AGGGAGAAUUGUUUGAGAGCUCAGUCAUCCAAAAACGGCCUUUCAAUGUGAGAUGUUGGGGAUCCGAAGAAAAUGUCGGUGGCAUUGCAGUAAAUUACUAAAGCAGCGAGGCUUCUGAGGGAACAGAAAGUUAAAAACUGUUGUUCUGGGGACUAAAACUCAACGCAGAAGAGAGGCCAAGAAAGGAUCCGUUGGUUGAAACGAGGUGUAAGCACCAAGUAGAGCAGUUUUGGGGUCAGUGUAUGGAAGAUGUCUAUAAAGCAAGACUGGACUCCGUGGAUGAAAAAGAGAAGGGCUCCAGUGUUGUGUGCUCUGGGUGCAGUACUGUUGUGUUGCCUGCAGAGUGGCGCCUCCACCUCUGAUGAGGUUCCAGUGUUCACUGAAGAGCCCAUGUCUGUGGUGCAGAAGUUGGGAGGCAGCGUGAACCUCCGCUGCAGCGUCCAACCCGGCUCCGCCAACAUCAGCUGGCACCUCAACGGUCGUGAACUGGUGGACGGAGAUUUGGGUGUAGUGCUGAGGCCCAGCAGCCUGUUCAUUCCCUCGCUCUCCAACGUGACUGUGGGCAGAUACCACUGUGUGGCCAGCACCCGCGCUGGAGCCCUGGCUAGUGUGCCUGCUAACGUCACUGCUGCCAAGCUGCGGGACUUUGAGCCCGAUGACCAGCAGGAGAUUGAGGUCGAUGAAGGCAACACGGCUGUCAUUGAAUGCCACCUCCCCGAAAGCCAGCCCAAGGCUCAGGUCCGCUAUAGCGUCAAACAGGAGUGGCUGGAGUCAUCCAAAGGGAACUACCUCAUCAUGCCGUCAGGGAACCUGCAGAUAGCCAAUGCCACGCAGGAUGAUGAGGGGCCGUAUAAGUGUGCUGCUUACAAUCCCAUCACUCAAGAGGUCAAAACAUCCAUCUCUGCUGACCGCCUGCGCAUACGCCGCUCCAUGUCUGAAGCAGCUCGUAUCAUUUAUCCACCGGCGCCCCGUUCCAUUAUGGUGACUAAGGGCCAGCGGUUGGUGUUGGAGUGCGUGGCCAGUGGCAUCCCUACUCCGCAAGUCACGUGGGCAAAAGAUGGGCAGGACCUGCGUUUCCAUAACAACACACGCUUUCUGCUCAGCAACCUGCUGAUUGAUGCAGUCGGUGAGGGCGACUCAGGAAUUUACAUUUGCCGGGCGGACAACGGCAUCGGCUCAACCAGCUCAGCAACGGUGCGCUAUGAUGUACAAGUGUUUGAGCCUCCUCUGGUGACGGUGGAGCUGCAGCAGAAGGAGAUUGUGUACGGAGAGACAGUGCGCUCCACCUGCCAGGCCCGUGGUAAACCCCCUCCCUCAGUGUUGUGGCUACACAAUGCCCGGCCCCUCGUAGCAUCUAAUCGCCACCGUGUGACUUCCCGGCUGCUGCGUGUCUCCAACGUGGGCCCUCAAGAUGAGGGACUCUACCAGUGCAUGGCUGAGAAUGGGGUGGGCAGCUCACAGGCUUCUGCUCGCCUCAUCACAGUAUCAUCUGGAUUGUCGUCCAGGGCGAAGCUGCCUCCCAUCUUCCGGCCGCUCAGCCCAGACAAGGUGCUAAGAGAGCAGCCACCCGUGAAGCCUGGAGCUACAGGUGCCAUGUUGCCUCUUGACUGCUCUGAGCUGCCAGGACAGAUCUUGCCUGCAGAAGCCCCCAUCAUCCUCAGCCAACCACGCACUGGCAAGGCUGACUAUUAUGAACUCACCUGGAGGCCACGACAUGAAAGAGGACCCCGUGUGCUGGAGUACAUGGUCAAAUACAGAAAGUUGGGAGACCCUCUAGCAGAGUGGACCUCCAGCAGUAUCUUAGGCUCCCUCCAAAAACUGACCCUGACCAAGCUGCAGCCAGAUAGCCUGUACGAGGUGGAGAUGGCUGCCAAGAACUGUGCAGGUCUGGGACAACCUGCCAUGAUGACCUUCAGGACUGGCAAAGGUCGCAAAGGUCUUGGAGGGCAAAAUGAUCCCCCGAAAACUCCUGCUGUUCCUUCGCCAAGCCUUUCUCCUCCCGAGGCCCCUGACAAGCCCACGGUCUCCACGGCAACAGAAACAUCAGCAUACGUGACCUGGAUUCCUCGCGGUAACCGUGGUUUCCCCAUCCAAUCAUUUCGGGUGGAGUACAAGAAGGUGAAGAAGGCAGGAGAAGACUGGGUGACAGCGGUGGAAAACAUCCCCCCAUCACGGCUCUCUGUGGAGAUCACAGGGCUAGAAAAAGGUACGUCUUAUAAGUUUCGUGUGGUGGCGGUAAAUGUAAUUGGCUCCAGUCCUCCCAGUGCCCCUUCGAAGGCGUACACAGUGGUAGGUGGAAGAACCCAUGAGCGUCCUGUUGAUGGCCCUUACAUCACCUACAAUGAAGCCAUCAAUGAGACUACCAUCAUUCUCAAAUGGACAUACACUCCUGUAAACAACACACCCAUCUACGGCUUCUACAUCUACUACCGCCCAACAGACAGCGAUAAUGACAGUGACUAUAAGAAGGAUGUUGUGGAGGGAGACCGAUACUGGCACUCAAUCACUGACCUGCAGCCUGAAACCGCCUAUGACAUCAAGAUGCAAAGCUUCAAUGAGAAGGGAGAGAGUGAAUUUGGCAAUGUAGUGAUCCUUGAAACAAAAGCUCGUCCUAAUCACCAGCGGCCUGCUCCGUCACAGGCCCCAGACCCAGGGCAGGAACUCUCCAGUGGAAUGGUGCCUCGGCCCAGCGACCUCCCCUACCUCAUAGUCGGUAUUGUCCUGGGAGCCUUUGUCUUCAUCAUUGUCGCCUUCAUUCCCUUCUGCCUCUGGAGGGCUUGGGCCAAACAGAAGCAAACAUCCGACUUGUGCUUUCCUUCUGUGGCUGCCCCCAUGUCAUCAUGCCAGUACACCAUGGUGCCUCUUCAGGGACUCGCCCUGGUUGGACACUGCCCGCUGGAUAGCCACAUGACCACUCCACAUGGCGUCUACGCCACUAAUGGAGAAUAUACACCGAACAGCAAACCUCACCAUGCCUCACAGCGCCUGCCAGGACUGCAGCGGGAGGAGGUGGACUGUGAUGCGGAGUGUGACACGUUGUUACCACAGUCAGCGUCAAACAGACAUCUUCCUGUCUACCACUACUCCAACAGUGGUCCAGAUCAUCGUGAACAUACUUCAUGUCCUGAUGACUCCACACUUCGGCUCCUCAACUCUUCCCAUCAGCACAUUAGUUCACAGGAACUGGGAGGUGAUGGCAACUUCAGUGGUGGAAUUGAAGCAGGACACAUCAGUCAAAAGCCAGCAUCUUUCCCUCUUCUAUCUCUAGACGAUGGAGGGAUCUUAAGCACCUCGGCAUCAACAGCACAACCUAAAGACACAACAGUACAGGAAGUGAACAUCCUCCCAACUGAAGUGUCACCUGAUUACAAAAGAACAACCAACACAACAGAUGCAUAAGACUGUUAAACAGAAGAAAACGAGAAAAUAUUUAUUUUUGUAUCACAGAUAUUUAUAUAUUUAUGCUUUUGUACAUAAGUGUCUGAUUAUACUGUAUAUAAGCUUUUUUCAUAUUGAAAAAACUCUUUAUUCAUACAGUGGCUACGGAAAGUAUUCAGACCCCCUUAAAUUUUUCACUCUUUGUUAUAU